AAUAUAGUUAGCACUAAUAGUAUUGGAUUGAAUCAAGUGAUGGUUAUAUACCUAAUCUAAGAGUGGGCAUGUUUAAAUUUUUUUAUCUUAAAGUCCUCACUUAUCAAAAUAUUUUUUAAAUUACAAAACAUAAAAGCGCACCUACAGUUAUUUUCACGUCAGAAUUGACAUCAAUUUUCGUGACUUCAGAAGUUUGAACUAUACAAUGUGACAACGUCACACGCAUGCAAACAUUUUUUUUCCCUUUUUUUUCAUCAACUUAAAUAUACAACUAAAAUUUUACAAGACAAGACCGUUUCAUACUUACUGUGGACCCUGUACAAAAUCUACUUUUUUUACAGCAAUAAGUAAAAAGAUUUUGCAAAAAGGGCUUUAAUAUUUCUAAAAAAAGUCCUAAACACUAACUAAAAUUUUGUAAAAAUAUUUUGGACCUUGUGCAUAUGUUCUUCUGGCACAUGCCAAGAGAUGGGUCUGCGUCUAGGAUAUAUAAAUAAACUUUGAAUGAUUCAAACUUCCUUUCAGUAUUUUGAUAUCUUCCAAAUAAGUUAUAAAAAUUGGUUAUUCUUCUUGUUCUGAAACUAUUUUCACCAAUUGAGAACAAUCUGUUACAAACGUGAAUGAUACUAAAAUAAAUUUUUCAUACAUUACAUUGCACAAAUGAUUGUUUCAACUUCUGAAUGAAGUGGAGAUAAACUUGCCUUUGUGUUUUUCGUCCCCAUUAGACCAUCAAAACCUUAAAAGAUAUUAAACCAUCUUUGUCCUAAGUGAAUAUCAUGGUUUUUCCAUGACCAAUCCGCGAAACACCAUCGUUCCAAGAUUUGGGGUAAAAUAUUAUUUUACUUAGAUGUGUUAAAAACUUUGAAAUUAAUAUCCUGCUAUUGAAUUUUUAUUUCUUUUAAAAUGAAACAUAUAUCCCUUCUUUUUCUGGAUAAUACAUUAUCUUUCUACAUAUUUAAAAUAUAUUAUAAAUUAAUCAUAAAUAUAUUAUUUUGUGUUCAGCUGUUUACCAUCAGUUUCAUGUACAGUAAAAUUCUAUAAAUUAAUAAUGUUAAAACUACAACUAUUUUUUAAUUAUAUAAUUAUUAUUUUAAAAUAAUUUAUUUCUAUUUAUGUUUAAUUAAACUUUAUAGAUUCGAAUCUGUUUUUAAUUAUCUAAUAGAAUUGAUAUAUAAUGCAUAUAUAUCGUAGAAUACAAAUUAAAUUUUUAUAUAUUAUUCGGUAAAAUGAAGAGUAAAACUAGACGUGAUUUAAAAAAAAAAAUUGUGUAUGUUUACAAAAUUUAUAUAUAUAGUAAUUAUAAAUAUAAAAUGUUCAAUAAGAUUAUCCAUAUAAGAGUUUUCUGAAUACUACUAUUUUAUUAUCUUACUGAACUAUGUCAUAUUUUACAUUGAUGAAACUUGGGACUAGAAAAAAUUAUGAAUUUAUUAUAUUUAUUAAUUUAUUAAUUUAUCAAAGAUUAAUUUAUAUAAUUUUAAUGUCAUAUUUGAAUAAAUAAAAUUAAAUUUUUGAAAUUGUAUAAAAUGUAAAAUAUAUAUAUAUAUAUAUAUAAGGUUUUAUUUUUUUAUUUUAUAGAAACAAAUGGAGUAUUAUUUAUGUUGAUUGUAAGUUAAACUAAGAGAUUUCACAUACUUUACUAAACUAUGAUUUUAUUACUAUGUCUAGAUGUUUUUUCUGUAACUUCUGUCUAGAUGUUAUAUAUAUGACUAUAUUUCACAUACUUUAUUAAAUUUCGAGUUAAUUGUGUAUCUUUUAUUUUAAGUCUAUAUGGUAUACACACUUUUUAGAGUUUUCAUAAAUGUUAUAGAGAAACAAUGUAAGAAACCAAAAUCGUUUAUAACUAAAGUAUUAGUUUCAGAAUGUGUAACAUAAUAAUAUAAAUAUUAAUACGAGUAAUAAACAAUAAAAAUACAUUAAACAUAAGAAUAUAAUUUAAACUAAAUUAAAUUCAAAUUAAAAUAUAUAAUGUCCUUUCAAAUGAUACUUAUAAAACAUCAAUGAUUCAAUGGUGAUAAAACGGAGAGAAUAGUUCUGUUCUUUUCGACUUGAGAAUCAUUUUGAGUUAAAAUUGGGUGGAUUAGUUGCCGAUCACCGCCGUCAACUUUUGACUAAAUGUUUAUUUUUUGGUAAUACUUUUACAUACAUUAAACUAUUUACAUUCGAAUAACUACAUUUUUUUGUUUGGAUCCAUGUGGAGUAAACUAGUGGUGAGUGCGUGGACAAUUAACUGCCUCGAUAAUGACUUUCAAUAUAGUUUCGAUAAGGACUUUUAAUAUAGUCCGUAAGGUAUAACCUCAUUAACUCCCCCCAAAAUGUAAAAUUUUCAUUGUUAUAAUUUACUAUAAUACACUCUGAUGUGAUAUGUUAUUUACUUAGUUCUAUGCUACAAGUGCAAUGAAUGGACCGGCUAACAACUUUGACAUGAUUUAUAAUUAAAUUUUACAUAUAUAAAGAUACUUUAUGUCUUUACAUCAUGAGAUAAAGCCAUAAAUUCCUCAAAUUAGUUAAAGUGUCCCCUUUAAAACUAAUCUGGAAGCUUUCUCUAAAUGAAUGUAAUUAGUGUGGCUUAUCUGAUCAUUACCCAAACAUUAAUCUGUAGCAUUUGGAGUUUUGGUAUUUCCCUCUCUCUCCACCUUCUGUUAUUUUAUUUUUUUUUAACAACAAAUCCACCACCUUCUGUUUUAUGAUUUCAAUAAACGAUUUGUUCAUUUCUUCAAAAAAAAAAAAACGAUUUGUUCGUCUAAUGGUUUGUGAUACUGGAAAAAGGUAAGAAAAAUACAAAACUAGUGACCUGUUCAAGUGCGAAUGGUAAAUUAUGGCUCACUGCCACCAUAUAAUCGUAUACUUCUUUGGGCCAUCAAUAACUCGAUCCAUAAAAUCACUUAUCAUUUUGGUUGAGGUGCAAUAUUACAUAUAUAUAUACACUUAUCAUUGACUAAAUUGCUUUUAAUUAUCACUUUGUUCCAUUAAUGAGACUAGUUGUUUAAGCAAUCUUCAUUUAUAACUCGCCUACGGUUUUGAACUACAUAUAUAAAAUUUUAUAAUAUUUGCCGUAUUGGAAAUUUGAAUUAAUGACGUCAAAAUUAUAAAUUUAACACGUAAAGUGGAAUUGGUCCAUAACGGUUAUAGGAUCUUUUCUUUGAACCGGAACAGAAAUACGUGAACUGAAGACGGGACAUGUGUUAGGUAAGAACACGAUCCGCUCGUGUGUAACAGUUCAUGAUGUCGUCAUUCCACGUCGGUACGAGACUUUUUUUGUUUGUCGUCAGCAGAAGAUUUCAAAAUUAACGAAACCGUUCCCAUAACCGAAACUCACGUAAAACUAGACACCAUAAAGUAAUCUAAUUUUUUUGGUACGUUUCUGUCUUUUUUCUUUGGCUCGAACGUUUCUUUGUAUUAUGUUUAUUUUACUCUCGUUUUUUUUGUUGAAUUUGAUUCCAAAUUAAUUUAGCUUCAGUUACAUUUUUCUGGUCCCUCCAUUUUAAUAUCAUAAUUAUUUGGUUGCAUAGUCGAUCUAGUUCAUUGAAUAAAUAAAACUUGAUGUUUUUUUCUUUAAAGAAAAAUAAUUGUUUUCAUAUCAAAAUCUGGCGUCAGUUGUUGUUACGCAUGGAAAAAAAAACACUUUUACGUUCAAAUGUGUAGUCUCGUCUCAUGCAUCAUAUAUUUUCCGUUUGCGACGCCCUAUUUUUCCAGUAAUUUUCGCAUAACAUUGUUUGAGUUCACUUAGAUAAGUGGAACUGUGGAAGUGUGUUUGAGUUCAUUGAUCAUUAAGUAAAAACGUUUACGUCCGUUCAAAAGAUCUUGAAGUUUUAGACCAAAAAAAAAGAUCUUGAAGUACUUAAAAGUUAAAACAAGUUGUUGUUUGUUUGUAUUAUCAAUACUUAACAAGUUAAAACAAGUUGUUGAGCUACUCAUGAUUAUUUUAUAUUAAUCUACAGAAAACGAAUUCUUUGAAACAUGCGAAUGUAUAUUCAUAUACGUAUAUAUAGAUACACACGCAUUUUUAUAGACGUUACGAAGAACAGAAAAGCAAUUUAUUUCUCUUCCUUUAAGAUCUUUUCUUGCUUUGUGUCCGAAACAGACAAAAAACGAUUCUGUUGUUUUUAUCCCAUAAUUAUUAACUCACACCAACAUGUUCGUACGUGCACACGUGCACUAUCAGUAUGUGUGUAUAGUAGUGCCACACGAGCGGUUCAAAAAUGUUUUUGGAGUUUCCGAGACUGUUGAGUCUGUGGGGCCUAAGCCAUCGAACCCUCCUCACGCACGAGCGGGUCUCGAUUUGCAUGCACCAACACCACACAUACCCACCGACUUUUCUAAAUCCUUACUUUUGCACGUGUGGAGAGAGUGCUAAAAUUAGUAUCACAUUAAUGUAGUUUUCGUUUAAAUUGAAAAUUUUAUGCAAACUGAAGCAAAACGUGAGUACAGGCUCUUUCUAAUUUAUUUCUACACAUAAGAAAACAAAUUAAGAGCAGCUCAUAAAGUUACUGACGAGAAAAUUAUCAUACUUCGAUAUUUUCUACGAUCGAAUUUACAAGACCCAAAAAAGUUUCAAUACAACAACGACUAAAAGUGUUUAGAUGAUAAAUUGCACAAAGCUAUACAAGGACUGGUCUAUAAAAACAUGAUAGUUUAUAUACAGUACCUGAUUAAGUGUGAUAUAUAUAGUCAUAUAGUAAAAUAUUUCCCUACCCUUUUGAUGUGUGAAUAAACAAGCUAUCAUUUGAUUUUUUCCAUGUACUUUGAAUAACAACUCAUCAUCAAUUUUCUUAUAAUAUUAUUGUAUAUAUGAUGUGAACAAAUAUUAUAUAAUUACUUGUAAAAUAUGUCAGUUAAAUUCAUAUACGAGUCAAUAAAAUAUUGGAGAAUCUCUCUUUUUCUUCCACCAUAUAAACAGUGGAAAGCCAUUCAAGUGGUCUGCCUCUCUUUCUUCUAUCGCUGGUUUCUCUUCUUUUAAUCCCUAACCUCAGAAAGAAAGAAAAUGAAUCCAAAUCUCCUUGAGAAAGAUCAAACAAGCAAUGAAACCAUCCAUGGGUCGAGAAGAUUCAAAGAAGCAAACAACUUCUCUUCACCAAAAUCGCAUACCAACUUCUCUCUCGCUAGAAACCAUCCCCUCAACAAAACAUUCUUGAAGUCGGAAGAUGAACACGAAGGCGAAAACGGUUGGAAAAGGAGGGGUCAAAGUAGAAUGAAAGCAAAAGUAUGCUCCAGAGGACACUGGAGACCAACAGAAGAUACUAAACUCAAGGAGCUUGUUGCCCAGUUUGGUCCACAAAACUGGAACGUGAUUGCUAACCACCUUCUUGGUAGAUCAGGCAAGAGUUGUAGAUUGCGAUGGUUUAACCAGCUAGACCCAAGAAUAAACAAGACUGCCUUCACCGAGGAAGAAGAGUUAAGGCUUUUAGCCGUUCACCGAGCCUAUGGCAACAAGUGGGCUUUGAUCUCACGUCUCUUCCCUGGCCGGACAGAUAACGCUGUCAAGAACCAUUGGCACGUCAUCAUGGCUCGACGGACUAGAAAAAGUCAACGACAACGUCAUCAGCCUCCUCAGGCACCGUCAGGAAACGCUGAAAUGGCAGUCUCUUCCUCGUAUAAUCACGGCGAUGAGUUCUUCGGUACGGUGGUGAAUGGUACUUUCGUCAAUGAAGAAGAUGAUGACGCUGACAAUGACGAUGCUUCAGCUGUCUCUACUUGUACGACGGAGCUAUCUCUCACUCCGCCUUCUUCAACUCACCAGCUUGGCUUCUUCAAUUACGAUAAUACCCUCGCAUCAGGUAAAGAUGGUCAGUGUGUGCAGAGAGCAGAAGUAAAUGGCAAAUAUAGUAAAAAGUUGGACCAUCAAAAUCACCACACAAUCACGGUCAGUGAAAGAAAGGUGGAAGUGAAGAUGAAGAGUGGCCAUUACUUCUUUGAUUUUCUUGGAGUUGGAGCUUUUUGAUUAAUAUUAUGAAGAAUUUGGGUUCAUGAGAAGGGAACUAAUGGUUCGAUAAAGAAAAUUGGUUCAGUUUCUUUUGUUUACCUGGUUAAGUCUUAGCCAUGUUUGUUUAAAAUUUUAAUGUGGGCUUUGGUAAGUUAGCCGGGUAGGAGUGAAAAAAAAAAGCAAAACAAAAAUUGAAUAACUUCCUAAAAGUCUGUAAUCAACAAAUAAAAAUGUAUAAUACUCCAAUGUAACCUCUUUUCCAGUAGCAUUAGAAUAAGAUUUACCAAAACUUUUGCAAUUA
Brassica rapa (field mustard) is the source of this 6218-nucleotide messenger RNA. Its product is annotated as transcription factor MYB56. The record is from RefSeq and is a predicted model, not a curated record. Gene Ontology annotation, biological process: regulation of DNA-templated transcription. NCBI's taxonomy places the organism in Eukaryota, Viridiplantae, Streptophyta, Magnoliopsida, Brassicales, Brassicaceae. Gene Ontology annotation, molecular function: DNA-binding transcription factor activity, RNA polymerase II-specific; RNA polymerase II cis-regulatory region sequence-specific DNA binding. Gene Ontology annotation, cellular component: nucleus.